AUGGGCACGACUCGGAACAAUGAUGGCCUGCAGGGCGCACGAUUGACCCGCAAUAGUAGCUCUAUUGGCUCCCCACAGACGGGUGAUGGAUUGAUUGGUGCUUCUAUUUUCGUGCAGGACCAGGGGCUCUGCUUCAUGUGGUUCAUGCGAUGCCUCCGAACCUGCAACCCCAGAGAUAGUCAUGUUAACAAUUGA
This is a messenger RNA of Clonostachys solani, 195 nucleotides long. Lineage: Eukaryota; Fungi; Ascomycota; Sordariomycetes; Hypocreales; Bionectriaceae. The record is from the annotation of a GenBank genome assembly.